This is a messenger RNA of Seminavis robusta, 393 nucleotides long. The record is from the annotation of a GenBank genome assembly. NCBI's taxonomy places the organism in Eukaryota, Bacillariophyta, Bacillariophyceae, Naviculales, Naviculaceae.
AUGGACAAGCUCAUCACAGUCACCCCUCCCGACAAGGUAACAGACGAAUACAAAGUGGAAGCCAAAACAUGGACCAAAUGGGAUUCUAAAAACAAGAAAAAAUUUCCCUACAACUACACCGCAGAAGAGCAAGUUCUCAUCCUCGACGGCAGUGCUGAACUCACUCCCGAUGAUGGUUCUCCGCCAGUCGUCAUCGAAUCGUACUUCUUAGAGGAGGGCGAGCAAGAUAUUUGCCCGAAAUGUUAUGAAAAGGAGGAAGGUAAGAAGUACGCGGGUGCCGAGCAUCAGAAGGAGGGCGAAAAGUGGGUUGAGCCGCCAAAGAAGAAAGGGAAGAAGGCUCCCCAAGGGAAGAAGGCUCCCCCUAAAAAGAAACAGAAAAUUGCCACCAAAUAA